Vitis riparia (riverbank grape) is the source of this 1381-nucleotide messenger RNA. RefSeq names its product transcription factor MYB111-like. The record is from RefSeq and is a predicted model, not a curated record. Lineage: Eukaryota; Viridiplantae; Streptophyta; Magnoliopsida; Vitales; Vitaceae. The transcript has 3 exons. The coding region runs from base 18 to 1169 and encodes 383 amino acids.
CUCUGGGCGGUAAAAGAAUGGGGAGAGCACCAUGUUGUGAGAAAGUGGGGUUGAAAAAGGGAAGAUGGACAGAGCAAGAAGAUGAGAUCUUGAGGAAGUACAUUCAAGCCAGUGGAGAAGGAUGCUGGAGGUCACUGCCCAAAAAUGCUGGUUUGUUAAGGUGUGGGAAGAGUUGCAGACUGAGAUGGAUUAACUACCUGAGAGAUGACUUGAAGAGAGGCAACAUAACUGCUGAAGAGGAAGAUACCAUCGUGAAGUUGCAUAGUUCUUGGGGUAACAGGUGGUCUUUGAUAGCUGGUCAUUUGCCUGGAAGAACAGAUAAUGAGAUAAAGAACUACUGGAACUCUCACUUGAGCAGGAGAAUCAUCAGCUUCACCAGGCCCAGUGCUGAAUCCAUACCCUCCUCCCCACCCAUGGUCAAGACAGAUGGCUCAAACAAACAAAAGGGCAAGCGAAAAAGCCGAUCAAGGUUCAGCACCAGCAAAAAGACUGCGCCCUCCAUCGUUGAAAUGCCACUCAGGAAGCCAGGAAUUGGUGCAGUGAGUGAGGUGCUUGCCAAAGAAAAAGGAACCAUACUUAGUACCAUUACUGGGAAAGUUGAGGAAACGGGUGAAAAAAUGAGUUUGGAGUCUUUAGACUCAAAUGAAGGAGGGGACAGAAGAAGCCAGCUUGGUGUGCAAGGCUCUUGUAUGGAAAGCGGGGUAAGCAUAACGGAUCAAUUUGAGGAGACACAAAGUGUAGCACUGUCUGCAGGUGAAGUUACUACAAGCAAUGCCGGGUUGUAUCCAAAUGAGGAGAGAAAAACAGGAGUGUUGGGACCAUUUGAAGAGCAAGGUAGUGAAAUAAUGUGCCUUGAUAACUUUCUGGAAGGUGGGGUUAUGGAUCCAAAUGGGGCUAUGACCCCUAAAGAGAAGAGACAGAAUGUCACUAUUAGUAAGGAGAUAGAAAGCCUUGAAAUGGACCCAGAGAAGGUAAGAGCUAGUGAGGGAAGUGAAAGUGGUAAUUGGAGCUCAAAUGCAGAGAUUGGGGAGUGGUUUACUCCUUCAUCAAUGAAUUCAGGCUUGAACUUUGAGUGUGUAGGUUGGGAGUGGGAGAAUGGUGUUGAAAGCUAUGAGCUUUGGGAUGGAGGGUUGGACAUGUUAUCUUGGUUUUGGGGGAGUGGUAUUUAAGUGUCCUUUUUUUGAAGUAUUUAAUGGGGGUGCAAGGCACUAGGAUUAGGCUGAUGAAAUAAUUAAGUUAGAAAUGAGGCUAGCUAUGGUAUAAUUACUCCAUCUAUAUAUACAGGGAGGAGAUUGUUAGAGUUUGCCCAAGAAAACAAAUGUUAUUUUCUGAAACAUUUAUCAUAUAUUAAUAAUGAAAUUUAUUUGCAUGUUACUAUUUU